CAACAUUUCUAAAUUUUAAUCUGAAAAUGAUGUUGUUGCAUCCGUAUCUUCGCGAAGUACGAGAUAAAGUCCCUGCAAAUGAAGAAGUAUGUAUUAGAAACAGUUGAUCCAUUGGCAUCUUGCGAAAGCUAAAAUGUAUGUAGGCAUUAGUAUUUAAAAUUUGGUUUAUUUCAAAGAUUUAUCGUCAACAAAAUGGAAAAAGCUUAUAAAUUGAAGUUAGUCAAAGAAGCAAUAAAAAGCUAUCCAGAUUUUCCAAAAACAGGAGUUUUAUUUCGCGAUGUAUUUGAAAUUUUUCAAAAUGCCCAGGCUCUGCAAGCAUUAAAAGAUCUGUUAGUGGAACACGUGGCUUUACUAGAUAUUGACAUCAUCGUGGGUCUGGAUUCAAAAGGCUUCUUACUAGGCCCGAUAAUCAGCUUAGGAUUGGCAAAGCCAUUUAUCCCAAUCAGAAAGAAAGGAAAACUACCGGGUAAAGUUUUUCGACAAAACUAUACCCUGGAAUACGGAGAGGAUACAUUUGAAAUUCAGACUGAUGCUGUGCAAGGAAAAAAGAAAGCACUGAUUGUUGACGAUCUUAUAGCGACCGGUGGAACUAUGUCGGCUGCAGAAAAACUUUUAAAAGAAUUAGGAGUGGUAACAGUCGAAUGUCUAGUCAUAAUAGAAUUGACAUCUUUUAAAGGACGCUCCAAACUUGAAGCUCCGCUACAUUCCUUACUGCAAUUUAAUUGACUUACAAAAUUAAUUAUCUCUUCUGCCAAAUGGAAUUUAUUAUUAAAUAAAUAUGCGACCUU
Ceratosolen solmsi marchali is the source of this 788-nucleotide messenger RNA. It is a transcript of the gene Aprt, whose product is annotated as adenine phosphoribosyltransferase. The coding region runs from base 193 to 726 and encodes 177 amino acids. Gene Ontology annotation, biological process: adenine salvage; AMP salvage. NCBI's taxonomy places the organism in Eukaryota, Metazoa, Arthropoda, Insecta, Hymenoptera, Agaonidae. The transcript has 5 exons. Gene Ontology annotation, cellular component: cytoplasm. The record is from RefSeq and is a predicted model, not a curated record. Gene Ontology annotation, molecular function: AMP binding; adenine phosphoribosyltransferase activity; adenine binding.